Molecule: messenger RNA, 1905 nt
Organism: Aphis gossypii (cotton aphid)
Lineage: Eukaryota; Metazoa; Arthropoda; Insecta; Hemiptera; Aphididae
Exons: 7
Coding region: 142-1779 (545 amino acids)
Source: RefSeq, a predicted model, not a curated record
AUUGUAGGUUAUCGAACAAAAAAGGUAUUGUUUAUUGGAGUUCGCAAUAAAUAUUGCAGUAUUUGUCAAAAAUCUUGUACUAAUAAUAAAGACGCACCUGAACAUUUGUGUUACAAAAAUUGGAAUGGUACUAGUACAGCCAUGGAAGCUGAUAUAAUAGUUGAGGGUUUUCGACAGAGUAUUCCAAUGCACAAUAUAAUUUACCACAAACUUAUUGGGGAUGGAGAUUCCAGUGUUUUGAAAAAAAUAAUGUUAGCCAAACCCUAUGGUAAUAACUUAGAUGUAAAAAAGAUUGAAUGUGCCAACCAUAUACUCCGAAAUUAUCUAAAUAGACUAGUGGAUAUAGCGACUAAACGUAAGAGCUCAAGCGGUAGUGUUGUACCAGGAUUACUAAGAACAAACUUAAAAGAUAAGCGAUUAAAACUGAGAUCUGCUGUAACAAACGCUAUUAAACAUCGUAUGCAAAUGGAUUGUCCUAUAAAUUAUAAAGUUGCACUUUUAAAAGAAGAUAUAGAUAAUGGACCAUAUCAUGUUUUUGGUUGUCAUGAUAAAUGCGCUAGUUAUUUUUGUUCUGGAGUCGUCAAACCAGGUGAAAUGAAUCUAAUUCCUGAAAUGGAACAAUGUGGUCUGUGGCAAGAUAUAAUUUCAGCAAAAAAUCUUGUUUCUCACCAUAGUGAAAGUUUAAUUUGUUUUGUAAACAAUAAUUGUGUAGAAAAUUACAAUAGUAUUGUAGCUAAGUAUACAGGUGGUAAACGAGUCAACUUUUCUUUAAGAGGUUCAUAUCAGACUCGCUGUGCUACUGCUGUAGCUGCAUAUAACUAUGGACCAAGUUAUAUUAGACACCUCCAUAAAAAAGCUACUAACUACAGCCCAGGAAUAUACACAAAAAAAUUUAUAAAAAGAAAUAUCGAGUCACGAAAUAAAUCUACUCAACGAAGAUCACUUUUUGGCCAGUCUGCAAGAAAUUCAACCAAAAGAAACACUUUACAAGAGCCAGAUGAAGACUAUGGAGCCGUUCACACUGAGAGUGAAAUAAUUGAUAUGCCAUAUAAUGAAUAUGAAACAAAAAAAGACGGUUUCUUAGAAAAGUUAAAACUCUCUUCUAAACAGUUACAACUUUUAGAACGAAAUACAGUGGACCAAUCAAAAAGCUAUGAAUGGCGACGAGAACGAAAAAUAAGACUCACGGCAUCUAAUUUUGGUAAAGUCGCAAAACUCAGAGACACAACUUCCCGUGCAAAUGCAGUAAAAUAUAUUCUCUAUGAGUUGUUUCGUGGAAAUUCAGCUACAAGGUAUGGCAUUCAAAAUGAACCGUUAGCCAAAGAAUCUUUGGAAAUAAAAUUAGGAGUAAACAUUCUAUCAUGUGGUCUGUUUGUUGAUAAAAAAUCAACAUUUUUAGCAGCUAGCCCGAACGGUUUGAUUGACAGUAAUUCUAUUGUAGAAAUUAAAUGUCCAGCGUCAAUAAAAGAUUUUACACCUCAAGAAGCUUUUGAAAAUAAAAAGUUAAGCUUUAUGAAUUUUAUUGAUGGCGAGUUAAAAUUAAAAACUUCUCAUGAUUAUUAUUAUCAAAUACAAGGGCAAUUACACAUAACCGAAAGAAAAUAUUGUUACUUUGUUGUAUGGACACCUAAAGGGAUGAUUGUUGAUAAAAUUACAAAAAAUGAUGAAUUUUGGAUGAAAAUCGAGCCUCGUUUAGUAAAAUUUUACAUGGAGUGCUUGCUACCUGAACUAAUUGAUUCACGGUUUGACAGAGGACUUCCUUUACGGACUGGUUUAUAAUAUUUUUUUUACUAAUGUUUAAUAUCAGUAUACAAAAUAAUAUUGAUGUAAAUGACUUAUACAUUUAUAUAAAUACUUUUUGAGUAAUAUGAACCAUAUUUUGUAAAAAAAAAAUUGAAGUUUUUG